CGCCCACGCGCUGACAUUUGGGGAGAUAUAUAAACGGCGGCGCGAGGGACGGCGAGGCAGACCGUCGGCGAUCGGGGCGGAACCGCGGACCUUUCUGACUUGAGCAUGCUGAGCGGAAAGGCGCUCCUCCUUUCGGCGGCCAUGUUGGUCACGCUGGCUCGCGGAGACGCGCGUGGCGACGGUCAGGUGACGUGCGAUCAAAGUUCUCCGUCGAGGCGACUCUUCCUCAUGGCUCCGUAUGUCUUUUCUACUCAGACUCCGCAUCCGAACAAGUUCCCGCAGAUGACGAGAGUCCAGACGACGGACAGGGGGCGAGCUUCGGCUCUCCCGCCGCCAAAGCCGAAAUCCUCGCCGCCGCCGGCCCGAGCCUCGCCCCCGACAAUCUGCUUCACUUCGGCGGGCCCGGCGGUGCCAAGAGCCCCGACGGUCCCCAUCGCGGCAAAGGUGCCAAACGUCCCGGAGUUCCCGGAGGUCCGUCUGUCCGUCCUCGGGCCAAAGUCGUGCCGAGGAAUCGAGCGUCCAAAAGGAAAUCCAGAGUGGCUCGCCCCCCCGCGUGAACGGGCGCCCAUCCCGCCGUCGCGACGCAGCACGUGCGGAUCCGUAAUAAAAGAAUCCAACAUUGGCGCUUUUGUCCACGCGUGUCUCUUUGGACGCCUCGGCGCGCAGCGCGGGCGAUCCGCGGACUGCGUUGCGGGCUCAGAAGUCAGCAAAAAGACCAGUCAAGACCAGUCAGACAAAUAAGAGACAAUUGAACACGCGCCGCCUGACGGCAUGACCGAGUCCGAGAUGAAAAACUCUUGGUCUCAAUUCGGCCCCUUAAAAGAAAAAAAACAAAAUGGAAUAAGCACGCCG
Messenger RNA from Hippocampus zosterae (dwarf seahorse), 852 nucleotides. RefSeq lists its product as uncharacterized. Lineage: Eukaryota; Metazoa; Chordata; Actinopteri; Syngnathiformes; Syngnathidae. The transcript is spliced from 3 exons. The record is from RefSeq and is a predicted model, not a curated record. The coding region runs from base 106 to 741 and encodes 211 amino acids.